AGGCCGCCCCCAGGUGGUGAAUGUAGGAAACGCCAUCUCGGUGUACAUAUCACAGACAAACUGAAAUGGUCUACGCACACAGACAGGUUGGAGAAGAAGGAGCAGCGCCUUGUCACCGAAAACCCUCACUAACUUUUACAGGUGCACAAUCGAGAGCAUCCUGUCAUGCUGUAUCACUGCCUGGUUCGGUAACUGUACCGCCCACAACCGCAGGGCUCUCCAGAGGGUGGUGCGGUCUGCACAACGCAUCCCCGGGAGCAAACUACCUGCCCUCCAGGACACCUACAACACCCGAUUCCACAGGAAGCAAAAAGAUCAUCAAGGACAAUAACCACCAACCGAGCCACUGCCUGUUCAUCCCGCUUCCAUCCAGAAGGCGAGGCAGACCUCCCCCUCCGCCCUGUGUCAUCGGUGGCCAGUCGGCUUAUACCGUCCACCGGAUACUGGAUUCCCGCCAGGUGCAGCGGUCCUGGCAGUAUCUGGUGGACUGGGAAGGCUACGGUCCCGAGGAGCGCUCCUGGGUUCCUGCCAAGGACAUACUGGACCCUGACCUCCUUCGUCAGUUCAGGACCCUCCACCCUGAGAAGGCUGACGGUGUAUUUGGAAUCUCUUUCGCCUGGAGAACAACCACCUCAAACAGAGCAACCAGUUCCACACUGUCUGGAAUUUUCGGAACCUCCUCUUCACAUUUAGGGACACGUCCUCCUCCUGGAGAACCUCAUGGACCAGGAGGACCUCACAAAAGACCAUUACAAAACAACAAUGACACAUGAACAUUCACCCUCCAAUGUCCAAGUUAUCCAAGGUACUGUAUGUGUAGUAGUAUGUUUUGGGUAGUAUAAGUAUUGACAUGUAUUUCUACAAACAAUACUCAAUUAAUACCUUAUAGCAAAAGUGUAAUUAAAAUACCAUGUGUGCCUUCACUCAUAAACAGCCAGCCAUUAGGUUUUGAAAAUAUUCCAAUAGCCAGACCAAUCUUUGUGUACUUACAAACCCGUCUGGAUGUAUUGAUUGUGGAAGAGUGGGUUUAAAGACUAACAUUAAUUGUCAACCAAGUAACAGUAAUUGUGAACAAAGUCAACCAAUAUAACAAACCUAACAUACAAUAUAUGCACCAAUUUCUCCCAGCUAAACCAUCCUCUAUUGGUAGCUCUGCAGCCUUUCACAUGACAUCAAAACAUAGAGGAUUUUGACCAAUGUUUCUGUUUAUUGCAUCUGUUUGCUGCGCUCAACCUUGUCUUGGAACAUGAGUGUGAGAAACUAUGUUAUUGAUGUAGGGAUGGAGAGCCUUAAGCAUCUAGUUUAAAGUUUUAUUAGUUGUAUGUACAGGAUAAACAUGAUAUACACCGUCUAACGAAAUGCUUCCUUGCAGGUUCCUUCUCGACAAUGCAACAGCAAUAAGAAAUUAUAAAAGAUAAGAAUAUCGAACAUAAAGUAAAUGGCUCAGUAGAAUAGAAGAAAUAUUUUAGCUUAAAUAUAGUACAGGAAGGCACAAUUUAUAGUCCAAUAUUUACACAUGUUUGGGGAAGGGGGGUUUGGUGGGCAAGUGUUUAAAUUGUGCAGUAUUUAGCAAUAAUAAGAGCCUAGUAGCAGCAGUUGGAUGUGUGUGUGCGUAGCAUGAAUAUGUGUGUGUUUGUGUUUGUGUGUGCGCGGCGUAUACAGUAUCUGUGUGGCUGUGUAUGUGAGCGAGUGCAUGUUUGCUAAGGUGCAGAGAGUCAGUGCAGGUGGUCAGUCCAGUUCAAGUGUUCAGCAGUCUGAUGCCUUGUAGAUAGAAACUGUCUCUGAGUCUGUUGGUAUAAGACCUCAUGCUCCGAUACCAUCUGCCAGACGAUAAGGGAGUGAACAGCUCUUCACUGUGGUGUGUGGUGUCCUUGAUGAUGCUGCGGUGCUUCUUCAGGCACCGUUUCAAGUAGAUGUCCUGGAUGGGCAGGAGCACGGUCCCAGUGAUGUACUGGGCCGUCUUCACCACGCUGGAGGGUCUUACUGUAGUGGAUGGAGGAAUUCCCUUACCAGGCAGUGAUGCAACCAUUCAGGACACUCGAUGGUGCAGCGGAAGUAUUUGGAGAGGAGCUGGGUUGGCAUGCGGAAUAUCGUCAGCCGUCUUAGGAGUUAGAGACGCUGUUGCGCCCUGUUGACAAGAGUAAUGGUGCUGUUGGUCCAUGUCAAGUCCUCAGUGAUGUGGACACCAGGAACUUAAAACUGCUGACUCUUUUGACUGCAAUCCCAUAUAUGUGGAUCAGGGCAUGUGUCCGUCCUCUGCUUCCUUUUUUUUAACACGUUUUUUAUUUUGUUUGUAAUUUUUUCAGAGGGGGGUUACAGGUACCGGUAUAACAUUCAAAGUCAAAUCAAUUCAGAUAUAUUCAGUUAUCAUAUUUGCCUUUCGUAUUUUUUUUUACCUGUGGGAUGCCACUCGAAAGAAGAAGAAAAAACUAUCAGAGAAACGCAUACAUACAUAAAGAACAGUAUCAACAGUUUUGUAAGAUAAAGAACAGUACGUGUAUCAACAGUUUUGUAACCUUUUACGCGAGGAAAAUUAACAAAAAAGGUUCCCCCUCACCAACCCAUUCCCCCACCCCCUCAGUCCAUAUCCACACGCCUGCAUCCUCCCUCCCCACCCAGAAACCAUUUUUCCCACCCCUUCCCACCCUACCAAGCACACCUCCUCCCGCAUCUUCACUGAGCAUUCUGUUGAAGGUUUUGACAAUGGUUUUGUCUAAAGAAGGAAAUAUAUCUAAUCCUAAAUAUUUAAAAUGGGAAACGAUUGGGAUUCUAUAAGUAGAGCUGGGGUACUCUUGUCAGAUUCUUGAGGGGGAGUAGGGCAGAUUUGGUUAGAUUUAUUUUAUAACUUGAGCUGGAGUGGAAUUUGUCUAUGAUCUUCAAAGCAUUUGGGAGGGAUUGAACUACAUCUUCAGCGUAUAAUGAGAUGAUUUGAUCCGUAGAAUUGAGGCAUAUUGGUGUAACUUCUUUUGAAUGUCGAAUUGCCUGGGCCAGGGGCUCAAUGGGGGGGUUCUACUAAGCUACUGUAUAUGGAAUUGUUUUAAGAAGGUCAUACCAAGGUUCGUUUUGUUAUUUCAUAUUCAUUUUAAUUAUUAUAAUUUUAAGACCCCUUGAUGUAUAAAAAUAUAUAUAUAAAAAAUAAAUUGAUGACCAAUGUAAAAAAAAAGAAAUGCUUUACCCCUUUUCUCCCAAAUUUCAUGAAAGCCCAUUGAUAGUUAGUCGUGUCUCAUCGCUGCAACUCCCCUACAAACUCGGGAGAGGCGAAGGUCGAGAGUCAUGUGUCCUCCAAAACACGACCCAGUUUGAUUAACAAUUUUAUUUGGCCUUACUAUUAUUAGCCCAUACAAAUGCAUUGAAUAACAGAUUCACCCCCCCCCCCAAAAAAAAAUCUGAACGAAGUUUGUUCUGAAGUGUCUGUCCUAUAUCUGAGAGAUAUAAGAAAGGUCAGGAAACAUUUAAAAAAAAAUUGUACGUAUUUAACACCUUAUUUUUGUCACAAAACAGUCUCCAUGUACAGCGCAUUCGGGAAGUAUUCAGACCCCUUGACAUUUACUGCAUUUUGUUACGUUUUAGCCUUAUUCUAAAAUAGAUUACAUUUAAAAAAUCAUCAUCAAUCUACACACAAUACACAAUAAUAACAAAGCGAAAAAACAGUUUUUUUUUUAGAAAUGCUUGCUAAUUUAUUACAAAUAAAAACAAAAAGACCUUGUUUACAUAAGUAUUCAGACCCUUUGCUAUGAGACUCGAAACUGAGCUCAGGUGCAUCUUGUUUCCAUUGAUCAUCCUUGAGAUGUUUCAACAACUUGAUUGGAGUCCACCUGUGGUGAAAUUAAUUGAUUGGGCAUGAUUUGGAAAGACACACACUUGUCUAUAUAAGGUCCCACAGUGCAUGUCAAAGCAAAAACCAAGCCAUGAGGUUGAAGGAAUUGUUCGUAGAGCGCCGAAAAAGGAUUGUGUCGAGGCACAGAUCUGGGGAAGAGUACGAAAAAAUGCCUGCAGCAUUGAAGGUCCCCAAAAACACAGUGGCCUCCAUCAAUCUCCAUCAAUCAAUUAAAUGGAAGAAGUUUGGAACCACCAAGAAUCUUCCUAGAGCUGGCUGCCCGGCCAAACUGAGCAAUCGAUGGAGAAGGGCCUUGGUCAGGGAAUGUCCAAGAACCCGAUGGUCACUUUGACAGAGAUCCAGAAUUCCUCCUUGGAGAUGAGAGAAACUUCCAGAAGGACAACGAUCUCUGCAGCACUCCAGCAAUCAGGCCUUUAUGGUAGGGUGGCCAGACGGAAGCCACUCCUCUGUAAAAGGCACAUAACAUCCCGCUUGGAGUUUACCAAAAGGCCCUUAAAGGACUCUCAGACCAUGAGAAACAAGAUUCUCUGGUCUGAUGAAACCAAGAUUGAACUCUUUAGCCUGAAUGCCAAGCGUCACGUCUGGAGGAAACCUGGCACCAUCCCUACGGUGAAGCAUGGUGGUGGCAGCAUCAUGCUGUGGGGAUGUUUUUCAGUGGCAGGGAAAGGGAGACUAGUCAGGAUGGAAGGAAAGAUAAACAGAGCAAAGUACAAAGAAAUCCUUGAUGAAAGCAUGCUCCAGAGCUCUCGGGACCUCAAAAUAGGGUGAAGGUUCACCCUCCAACAGGACAAUGACCCUAAUCACACAGCCAAGACAAUGCAGCAGUGGCAUUGGGACAAGUUUCUGAAUGUCCUCGAGUGUCCCAGCCAGAGCCCAGACUUGAACCUGAUCGAACAUCUCUGGAGAGACCUGAAAAUAGCUGUGCAGCGACGGUACCCAUCCAACCUGACAGAGCUUGAGAGGAUUUGCAGAGAAGAAUGGGAGAAACUCCCCAAGUACAGGUGUGCCAAGCUUGUAGCAUCAUACCAAAGAAGACUCGAGGCUGUAAUCGCUGCCAAGAGUGCUUCAACAAAGUACUGAGUAAAGGGUCUGAAUAUUUAUGUAAAUUUAAUAUUUCAGUUUUUUUUAUCCAUUUGCAAAAAUGUCUGAACCUGCUUUUGCUUUGUCAUUAUGGGGUAUUGUGUGCAGAUUGAUGAGGGAAACAUUUUUUUAAUUAAUUUCAGAACAAGGCUGUAACGUAACAAAAUGUGGAAAAGUCAAGGGGUCUGAAUACUUUCCGAAUGCACUGUAUGUUGGAGAGUAUGUUGGUCUCAUUAGAUUUGUCCUGCAUGUCCAAAAAGACAUUCAUGUCUGUGCGAAUAACCAGUUGGAAUUCAGUCAAUUCUAACAAUAUGCUGGUCAAAGAAUUUAAAAAAAAAGUGGUAUCAUAUGAAUUUGGAGCAUACACAUUGAUAAAGGCAAUUUUCUUUCCAUUACGGAUACAUUUAAGGAAAGUGAUUCUGCCUUCUUGGUCUUCGCCUUCACCAGGGAUACUGUGAUUUUGAGAUUCUUAUGCAUCAUUAUGAUAACACCCUUAGUUUUGUUUGGGGCUUUUUAAAAAGCAGCCAGUUUGUACAAAAUGGUUCUCUAUUCUAUGUGUGUCCUUUUGGAGCAAGUGUGUAUCUUGGAGCAUUGCUAUAUCAAUAUGGUUUCUUGCUUGAAUAUCAAGACAGCUGGAAUGUUUGAUAGGAUUAUUAAAGCCUUUCAGAUUCCAUAAGACAA
Messenger RNA from Salvelinus fontinalis (brook trout), 5599 nucleotides. RefSeq lists its product as uncharacterized. The transcript has 3 exons. Bases 66 to 773 code for a protein of 235 amino acids. The record is from RefSeq and is a predicted model, not a curated record. NCBI's taxonomy places the organism in Eukaryota, Metazoa, Chordata, Actinopteri, Salmoniformes, Salmonidae.